UGAUUGAUUAUAUCUUCAGAAAUAAUUCUAGGUGAUCAGAUUCUUCUAUCUCAAGAGUGAAAAUGCCUCCAGCCAGAGGCGCUGACGAAUCGUGGGGUAUCAUGAACGACCUACCCUCAGACUAUGUGCGCAUGCAUUACCAUAGCAUCUCCAACUUGAGAAUGGUCGUCAACAACGUGCGUGAUAUCCUGGAGAGAGAUGGAAGUGGAAAUCAAUACAUCCUCAUUCUUGGACUGCCGGAAAGAAUGCGCAAGCGGCUUCUGGACGAAGAUAAUCUCAUCGGUGUCAGUGUUCGACUGGAGUUGGAUGGUACUUCUGCCGUUGUCAAGAUUCCUACAGCUGAGCAUGAAGCAUGCACAACUGAGCUCAUGUACGAAAUUCGAGCGAUUUGCUCCAACAUGGGCAUUCCCCCCUUCGAUGUCAUGAUGGGAGGAGCCACGACCCACAAGAUGCCGGGUGGACAGCGUGCAAAGCAGCCAGAUCAAUGUUUGUGGCCUGCCGACCGACAGCCCCUUGCAGGUAGACCCCAUGGUUGGCCGACUGUGGCGAUUGAGACCGGGGUCGCCGAGUCUCUUGCGCGCCUCCAGCAAGAUGCUCGCUGGUGGUUUGAGAAUUCUCUGGGAGCAACCCGCAUUGUCUUGGUCAUGAGUAUCAACCGAACCGGUCACAGAAUCAUCAUCCAAAAAUGGCAACUAGCACCUCCUAGCACUCCAUCACCGCUCACAAGAUUGAGGAUUGACCAAAUACGUACGCGGCCGCCUCCAAGGGUCCAGCAGGCAGCCAACCUCCAGCAGCCCUAUGUAGCCCAAGAAAUCGAGAUCAGUCCUACGGGGGUUUUGGGCGCCCCGCUUGUUUUGGAUUUCCGUGCGGUGCUGGACCGUCUGCCGAGUGGAGAGGAAGCUGAUAUUGUGAUCCCGGAGGAUGUCUUGGUGCGGUGUACCCGUUCGGUUUGACUCCAGAGAGAAUGAGGGCGGG
Aspergillus candidus is the source of this 975-nucleotide messenger RNA. RefSeq lists its product as uncharacterized. The coding region runs from base 63 to 953 and encodes 296 amino acids. Lineage: Eukaryota; Fungi; Ascomycota; Eurotiomycetes; Eurotiales; Aspergillaceae. The record is from RefSeq and is a predicted model, not a curated record. The transcript has 2 exons.